Erigeron canadensis is the source of this 710-nucleotide messenger RNA. RefSeq lists its product as uncharacterized. The record is from RefSeq and is a predicted model, not a curated record. The coding region runs from base 84 to 539 and encodes 151 amino acids. NCBI's taxonomy places the organism in Eukaryota, Viridiplantae, Streptophyta, Magnoliopsida, Asterales, Asteraceae. The transcript has a single exon.
AUAACCAUUCAUCAUUUGAUCAUAAAACUUAAAGUAGGCACACUUUUGGAUUAUUUGUCAUACGAAAAACAAAACCAAACGUUAUGGGAAAUAGUCUAAGAUGUUGUCUAUCAUGUCUAAUUCCUUGUGGAGCACUAGAUUUGAUUAGAAUUGUUCAUUUAAAUGGACAUGUUGAAGAGAUCACACGACACAUUACCGCGGGCGAGGUUCUAAGCAAGUAUCCAAAUUAUGUACUAAGCAAACCUUCGUCACAAGGUGUCACAAGGCGCAUUCUUAUUUUAUCGAGUAAUUCCGAGCUCAAGAGAGGUAGUAUUUAUUUUUUGAUCCCGGCUUCUUCUGUUCCCGAGAACAAAAGAAAACCAAGGAAUAAGGAAAAUUUGGAAAAGGUUGUGAAGAUCAAGACGGUAACGGGUGAUCAAGUAUGUGUAUCUAGUCGUGUCGUGGCAGAGAAGAAGCUGGUCAGGCGUAAGAGAGUUCGUCGGAGUGUUGAUGGUGGAGAUUGGCGACCUCAUCUUGAAAGCAUCUUUGAAGAACAAUAGUUGUUUGAAAAUUAAUUAUUGAUUCUUUUGUUUUCUUGUGGAUAGGUAGAUUCAAGAGUUUUGUUCGCAUUUGGGAAUAUACACCUUUGUUUAUGGUUUUUUAUAAACAAAGUAAUAUAUCAACGCACAUAUAACUUUUAUUUUGUUAAAUAUACAUCAAGUUAUCGAUCA